Molecule: messenger RNA, 1839 nt
Organism: Mangifera indica (mango)
Lineage: Eukaryota; Viridiplantae; Streptophyta; Magnoliopsida; Sapindales; Anacardiaceae
Product: probable polygalacturonase
Exons: 6
Coding region: 120-1487 (455 amino acids)
Biological process (GO): carbohydrate metabolic process
Molecular function (GO): polygalacturonase activity
Source: RefSeq, a predicted model, not a curated record
ACCAGUUCUUUUUCUUCUUUCUUCUUCUUCUGUUCUCUGUUGCAGUCUCUCUUGGUUGUUGUUUUGGGAUUCAGUGACUCUUCUUGUCUCUUUAAUAAUUGUUGCUGAAGCCGUGACUCAUGAAGAUGCUAGUGGCAUUGCUGUUGCUGCUGGCAUUGUGCAAUGCCAAUAAAGUUACUGUUGAAGAAAGUGAUGGACAGUGUGAUUAUAACUUGAUAUUGGAACCAAGACCCCACAGUGUGUCAAUUCUAGAGUUUGGUGCUGUUGGUGAUGGAAAAUCAUUGAAUACACUUGCCUUCCAGAAUGCCAUUUUCUAUCUCAAGUCCUUUGCUGAUAAGGGUGGCGCUCAGCUGUAUGUACCGCCUGGGAGGUGGCUCACUGGAAGUUUCAAUCUCACCAGCCACCUCACUCUCUUCUUGGAAAAGGGUGCUAUCAUCUUAGCAUCUCAGGAUCCAUCUCACUGGGAUGUUGUGGAACCAUUACCCUCGUAUGGUCGAGGAAUCGAACUUCCUGGUCGAAGAUACAGAAGUUUGAUAAAUGGUUAUAUGUUGCAUGAUGUGGUAAUAACAGGUGAUAAUGGAACCAUUGAUGGUCAAGGCUCAAUUUGGUGGGAAUGGUUCAAUUCCCACAACUUGAAAUACAGUCGCCCUCACCUUGUGGAAUUUGUAACAUCAGAAAAUAUUGUAGUUUCAAACCUUACUUUCCUAAAUGCCCCUGCUUAUAACAUACACCCUGUCUAUUGCAGUAAUGUGCACAUCCAAAAUUUAUCAGUUUAUGCCUCACCAGAAUCCCCUUAUACUGUUGGUAUAGUCCCAGAUUCUUCCAAUAAUGUAUGCGUUGAGGACUGCAACAUUGCAAUGGGGCAUGAUGCUAUUGCUCUUAAGAGUGGCUGGGAUGAGUAUGGCAUUGCUUAUGGUAGACCCACCACAGAUAUACAUAUAAGAAAGGUUCAUCUUCAAUCAUCUUCAGGUUCUACUAUUGCCUUUGGAAGUGAAAUGUCUGGUGGCAUUUCUAAUGUAUUGGUGCAGAAGGUCCACCUUUACAACUCAUUGAAUGGUGUUGAGUUCAGAACAACCAAGGGCAGAGGUGGUUAUAUUAGUGAGAUUUUCAUAUCAGAUGUUUAUUUACAGAACAUCCACAUGGCAUUUGGUGCCAGCAGUCUUUCAGGGACCCAUCCUGAUGACAACUUUGAUCCAAAUGCUCUCCCAAUUCUAGAUCAAAUCACCUUGCAAGAUAUCAUCGGCGAAAACAUUACUAUAGCAGGAAAUUUCACAGGAAUACAGGAAUCUCCCUUGACCAAUAUAUGUUUAUCAAAUGUCUCCUUAUCAAUCAAUUCUGCCUCUUCCACUUUUUGGUCUUGUUCAUAUGUUCAUGGAUUUUCGAAGUUGGUCUCCCCUGAGCCUUGCCCUGAACUUGAAAGCUCAUAUUCUUCCUCCUCAACUUGCUUUUCUCUUGUUAAUUCCUAUGGUAGAGCCUCAGCAUUAUGAUUACUAUUCUUCGUACUAAAAUCCCCAUUGGAAAUUCAUAUUCUAUGACCAUUUUACCAUCUCAAUAAAUUAUGCCAGAUUCUUUCCAAUAAGACACACGUCCAGAAUACUUGUUUCUUCAUCAUCCUAUAUGCCCAUUUUCGCAUGUUUCACUAUCGUCAGAUUACAUGUACAGCUUCAUAUCUUCAUUCAUGUUUAAGGAGAUUUUUCGUAGUGAGGGCUCAAUCAACAUAAAUUGAAAUCCUUAAUUGAUGAUUAGGCUUGGUGCAGUACAGUUUCCAUUGUAACAUCUUUUAUUUGAUGUGGACUGAAAUGCUAGGUUGAAAUGGAAGAUAAAAAUGUUCAAGUUCAA